GAGGAGUCCGGCCGCAGUCACUGUGUGAACUGGCCUGGAACACUGUAGCUGAUUGUGUGGGGCUGCUUUUGCCACUGCCUGCCUGCUUCAUGUGUGCUGUCUAAGAAAUAGCAGCUAGAAGACUAACAGCCCUUCUGAGCACACUCUUAAAUUAGCUGUUGGCACUUGACAACUGUAGAUAACCAAGACGAUGGCUGCCAACAAGAACAAGAACCAGAGUUCUAUGGCCCUGCACAAAGUAAUCAUGGUUGGCAGUGGAGGUGUGGGCAAAUCAGCACUUACACUUCAGUUCAUGUAUGAUGAGUUUGUAGAAGACUAUGAACCUACGAAGGCUGACAGUUAUAGAAAGAAAGUAGUUCUGGAUGGGGAUGAAUUCCAGAUAGACAUUUUGGAUACAGCGGGACAGGAGGAUUAUGCAGCUAUUCGAGACAACUACUUCCGCAGUGGGGAGGGGUUUCUCCUUGUCUUCUCAAUAACCGAAUACGAAUCCUUUACAGCAACAGCAGAGUUAAGGGAACAGAUUCUGCGUGUGAAGGCUGAAGAAGACAAAAUCCCUUUGCUUGUGGUGGGAAAUAAAUCUGACCUGGAAGAGCGGAGGCAGGUGCCUGUAGAGGAAGCCAGAAGUAAAGCAGAGGAGUGGGGUGUGCAGUAUGUAGAAACUUCUGCCAAAACUAGAGCAAAUGUAGAUAAGGUAUUCUUUGAUCUAAUGAGGGAAAUCAGAGCAAAGAAAAUGUCAGAAAACAAAGACAAGAAUGGGAAGAAAAGUGGCAAGAACAAGAAAAGUUUUAAAGAAAGAUGUUGUUUACUGUGAUCCUUAGGACCUGUAAAUAUCUACAGAUGGAAUGAGUAAGACUUACUACUAAGGAUAUAGGGCUGGAUUCAUGAAAGGAAGUUUGUAUUGACUCCCUUAUGAUAUUUGUAUUCACUUUGCCUUUUUAAAAUGAAAAAAUCUAAUUUGUGAACCAUUAGUCAAGAGAAAUAUGAGCCCAUGUACACUGAAAUGGACUCACCUUGCCAGCAACUUUCAAAGCUAGAAUUCUACCAGCAAAUGUGGUUCUUUGAGCAUUUUAUUUCAGUCUGAUUGCAGGAAAUAAUCCCAUGUCAGUUUCAAAGUAAUAGCUUCUUGAUGUCUUUUCAAAUCUGAUCUCCUUCCCCCAAAAAAACCUGUAUUGGCCUCACCAAACAUCUCUGGUGGUCUUUUAAGGUCAACCACAUUUUUCAGUCUCUGUGUACUCACUGACUUUGUCAUUUUUGUAUUAAUAAUAAUUAUAGACAAACCAAUAUCUGGCAAGACUUUUUGAAGUUCUCACAGUCUUUAAGUGACAGUCGAUAUUUUCUCAGACUGUUAGAAGUCUACAUGAAUUCCAACAUUUUGAAGAUUUGGGAGUUGUCACUCAAAAGCAAAUUAACUGUGUCUGUUUGAUUAUUAGUCAACGCAGUGUUCAUGAAUCAAGCCUACUGACUGAAAUCAGACUGUUUGGUAAUGCAAUAUUUAGUAUUUAAAUACUGGUUAGUUGUAUUCUCAAUUGGCUUGUUUCCUCUCAUGUAUUUUAAAAACAAAACAAUACAAUUAUUUUUUGGGUGGGGAAGUGACCUAAAGCAUUACUGUUUAUUUUUUUAAAAAAGGAAACAAAUUGGCACUGAAUUAAAACAAAAAAAACCCCCAAAAUUUGUAUUUUUCUAUUUUGAGGCUAGACUAAUACAGUUGCUUCUAUUUCAUCUGCAUACUCUCCUUCCUCAAAAUUAUUAUCUUAACUGUUUAAAGUGCAGAUUGUCUAUUUUGUUAUAUUGUAAUACAUGUAUUCAUGUCAUGGAGAUGUGAAAACUACUGCAUCUCUGCUUUCCAUUUUGUUUAAGAUAAACUUAUUUCUUUUUGAGAGAGGACAUAGGCCACUGAUCACAAAACUAUUCAAGUGGAACCAGUGAGAGGCUUUUGUGCUACCUUGCAACUUAACACUUACUAGCCAAGUAACUGUAAGUUGCUAAAUGUCAGAAACAAAGCUGAAAUGAAGUUAGGCAACUGUCAUGGUUAUUUCCUGUUAAUUUUUACUGUACUAGUCUUCUGCACAUUUAUCUAAAAUAUGGAAACAUUUUUGCUGAGUUUUGCUGUCAAAGCUGCAGUUGAAGUUAGUCCUGAACGAUCAACUACAGACGAAUAGAAAUGGGGGAAAUAUAUGGGAAACAUCAGUAUUUAGCAGUUCUUGUCUCUGUGUCAGAUGUAUAUCACUUAAAUACCUUUUUCAACUUAAUGGUGUCAAUCAAGUACCAUUGCCAAAAAUAUGUGUUUCCAUCUUGUUGCUGUAGCAGAGAUUAUCAACCUUUAUAAUUACCCUGCUUCUGGAAUACAGUUUGUACAGUUUCCCAAUGAAUCCUAGAAAAACUCAUUUUUGAAUUUUUGAAAAGUAGACUAAUAUAUUAUCUGAAAACUAAUCAUUUUUCAACUUGUCAUCUGUUUUGUGACUUCAAAUACAGCUACUAUGAGAAAGGAAUAAGAUAUAGAAAGGAGCAGUAUAGUGAAGGGUGUUUAAACAAACUAGUAUUGUUAGCUCAAUCAUUAAAUGAGUGGGAGCAGUGCAGAGAUAGGAAGGGCUUAAUUCAAAAUUUAAUCAAGUAUCUAGGCUUGGUAGAAUUUUUUUAAAAUAAUUUUGACAUCAAUUAUUCAUAAGCAUUUUUUUUAUUUUUAUUGAUUUUAAAUUUUCACAGUUGCUGGAAUUUAUGGGGAUGGGGUCAGGCACUAGUUUAGUGACACCAAGAUUAAAAAAAGUUAGUUUUUUAACCAGACGAUACAAAUUAUCAACAUCACAUGUUAAAAUUUACAAAUUAAAUAUCCUUAUGUCACAUUCUAAUAAUUUCUCAAGCAGCAUUUUUCUUUGUCUGCUUCUCUGUAAAUUUUGAUGAUCAUCAGUGGAAAUAUUUUUUCAUUUGUUUGUGCUUGUGUCGUGACAUUUUACCAAUAAAAAUCUAAUUCUUCCAA
This is a messenger RNA of Gopherus flavomarginatus (Mexican gopher tortoise), 2974 nucleotides long. RefSeq names its product RAS like proto-oncogene B (gene RALB). Bases 191 to 811 code for a protein of 206 amino acids. Gene Ontology annotation, cellular component: plasma membrane. The record is from RefSeq and is a predicted model, not a curated record. The transcript is spliced from 5 exons. Gene Ontology annotation, molecular function: GDP binding; GTP binding; GTPase activity. Gene Ontology annotation, biological process: Ras protein signal transduction. Lineage: Eukaryota; Metazoa; Chordata; Testudines; Testudinidae.